AAACCUCGAAACCUCCCGAAAAAUUAUCCAAAUCGAAAGGCACCGAAAACAAGGAUAAAAGAUCAAAGAAAGUGGAAAAGACAUCGAAGAAAAAGAAAACUGAUGAAGUUAAUUCUCAAAAGAAAAAAGUGAAAAAAUCUAGUAAAAAGAAAUCGGAAAGUACCACAAUACCCGAGCGUAUCACCACAUCAGAAGAAACUAAGAACGACACAAAUAUUGUAGAAACACAUGUUAACGCAACACCAGUUAAGACAUUAGUCGAUUCGGAUGAUAUUCAAAUAGUCUUCACGUUGAAUCUGGCUUCUUUAAAAGAAAACACGAACGAACCUCCGACGCUGAUUGCUAACUUCUCUAUUCGUAACAAAUGUUCUCUCCGUGUCCCGUUUUCACAGUUUACAUUUACAUUCGAAUCGACAUCGGACAUUCAGUUCGACAAUACAUUAAUAGAAAUAGGUGAUUUACAAUAUGAAGAAAAAAGGAAUAUGAGCGUUGAGUUCAAAGUUCUUGGGAUAGUAGGUGUAGGGCUAACCGUUUCUGGAAAUAUAACCUAUACAACACAGUCUGAUGAAAAUAAAACAAGUCACGACAUUCCUAUCAGAUUUGAAUUACCUCUCGCGGUGUUUAUGCUAAAUAUACCUCGUACAAGUCCUGAACAAUUUGCUAAUUUAAUUUCUCAAAUUGAUUUUCCAUUUACUGGAUCAACGACCAUUCGUUUUAAUGCAACGAUCCAUUCUGUUGAACAAGCUUUCCAGAAUGAAAUGAUACGAUUGACGUCUUUUGCUACUGGGACUCAUAUCGUAGAACAAGUGCCGGGGGCGAUAACAAUCUAUGGUAGUAGUGUUCAAGGAUACCAAGUUGUAGGCUUGGCUAAGCUACUUGCCGAGCAACAAUUGAUGGUGGACGAAGAUGAAUCCAGCAACAUGAAAGCAAGCAUUAAGGUUGAGCUUAAAUGUACAGAUCAAGCAUUCGUGGAUGGAUUAAUUAGAGAAAUUGAACAUUUGUUUAGCGAAGAAUUAUGA
Molecule: messenger RNA, 1019 nt
Organism: Acaulospora morrowiae
Lineage: Eukaryota; Fungi; Glomeromycota; Glomeromycetes; Diversisporales; Acaulosporaceae
Source: the annotation of a GenBank genome assembly